Macrobrachium nipponense is the source of this 16093-nucleotide messenger RNA. RefSeq lists its product as uncharacterized. Gene Ontology annotation, molecular function: protein-containing complex binding; monoatomic ion channel activity. NCBI's taxonomy places the organism in Eukaryota, Metazoa, Arthropoda, Malacostraca, Decapoda, Palaemonidae. Gene Ontology annotation, biological process: transmembrane transport; monoatomic ion transport. The record is from RefSeq and is a predicted model, not a curated record. Gene Ontology annotation, cellular component: membrane. The transcript has 33 exons. Bases 2576 to 9565 code for a protein of 2329 amino acids.
UCACUACCUACCGUGGAACGAAUAUUGCUCUCCAUCCCCUCAACUCCCACUCUGUCACACACACACACUCACUCACACCACACUCUCAAACUCUCCCUCGCACCCCUCCUUGCCUGCCCGCCCGCGUCCGUUUGUCACCCUCCAUUCUCUUUUUUUGGAAACGAAAAGAAAGAAAGAAAUAAGAAUCCAUAGAGGAGAAGUUGGUGUCAGCAAGAUAGCGCGGAAAUGAAAAAGUUCUCGGCUGAAGACCAAACAAAAGUUUUCGGAAUAAAAUUAAGUUUUUGCAGGAUGUGAGUUCUCCCACAAAGCUCUCGGGAAGUGUCCUUAGCACAAGGAGGAGGUUUUAUUUUUCUUUAAAAAAAAAAGGAGCAAGGCAGAGAAAGAGAGAGGCAGAGAGAGAGAGAGAGAUAGAGAGAGAAAAUAAAUUAAAACUGAGACCGCUCAAGAAAAAAAAAACCGCUAAACUUAAUUGUGCUUUUCUAAUCACUUUAAACCUUAUCCAAGAGGAAACAACUUAACCAGCUACGGAAAACUUCGCUUACUUGCUCGUUAGAUAAAAAAUAUAUGGAAAUAUAUCUGUUUACAUAUAUAUAGAAAUAUAUCUCAAAUAUAUAAAUAUAGAAAUAUAUCUCGCAUGUUGUGGUUUUUACGAUAAGGAAGCGGCUACGUGUCCGCAUGUUAUCUCCAUAAUCCUGAUCGCAAUAUCAAAUGCAUAUCAAAAAUCUUCUAAUAUAUAUAAUAUAUUAAAUAUUUAAGCGCGAUUGAAUGUUCCAAAACCAUGUCCCGACUCAUCUCGGAAAGGAAGUGAGCGUCGUUUCCGAAGUGCGAGUGGAAAUGAUCAAGUGGAAAUGAUCCCUUGAAAGUGAUGUAUCCACUGAAUAAAAGCUACUAAUUGUUUCUGAAUGUGAUGCUGAGGUUACGCGUAUAAUUAUUAGUGCGUCAUUUAUGAAGUGAAAUGUCAUCUUGAAUAUAUAUGAAAUUGUGGUUAACUAACAGUGGCUCUCCGGUGGCGAAUUCAGCAUUUUCUUUGCAUAACUUGCAAGCGAUUAAAGGUGGCCAAGUGGAUGAAGUUUGAGCAAAGACAAUGAAAGCUUAGUCUUACUAGAAAACUUUGGAAAGGUUAAUGAAGAUAAGAGUGCCAAACAAAUUUAGACGUAAUUAUAGCAAUGAAUCAAACGGUUAAAUGGUGCUAGAGGAAUACGUGUAAGCGUAUUGAUAUUGUAUCCUAAGUGCAAGAAAUUUAAGUGAAACUAAAGUUACGAACUUUCAAAGGAAACUAUCUGCUGUCAGUUUUGCCUUGUUAUGAGCGUGAGAAGUGUCCAGUAUAUAGGAGAAAAAAUAUAUAUACAUCUGCAGGCCUCUGUGGUAUCUGAUUAACUUCGUAUCACUUUCCAAUAAUUUUGCACUGUAAGAAAAUGUCAAAAUAACCCUAGCCUUGUUCGAAUUUCGUGACAUUCCGUAAAAUCUGCAGAAACUGUAUGUUCAAAGAAUAACGAAACAACAGCUGACGUCUGCCGAAAAAUCUGAAGAUUUGAAGAUCCGAUUUCAAAAGAGCUCUCUCCCCCACGCUGAAUUGUAGAAGGCCAUUCAUAAGACCACACCAAAAUCGUGUGGAAUACCGUUUUGAGAAGGACGAACAAGUAAGAAGACAAAUCCGGGGAAAAUAUAAGGAAAUCUUUUAAAGGAAUAGAAGAAAAUUCUUUGGAAAAAUUGCGAGUCGGAAUGGGCUUAUAUAUAUAUAUAUAUAUAUACACACACGUUAUCUCCUUUCACUCUCCGCCGAAAAUGGGUUUGCUUAUUGGAACCAUUUCAGAGAGGCAGUUUUUAGGUACAGGGACUGACGCGAACAGGAAAUAAGUGUCGAGGAGGUUGCUGAGCGAUUUUGAGGACUUGUGAAGUUUGAAAAAAGGGAAAGAGAAAUAGAAACCAUAUUAACUACGAGUAGUGCAUCUACGAAGUAAAUUCAGAAUAGCAGUUUACCUUCUCUCCAUUGUGUUUUAUGAUUUGUCCGGAAUUAAAUGAACGAAGAGCAGAAGGGAGGAAGAAGAAGAAGGAACAGCCACGCACAGAGAAAAGGUGGCGAAACAUCGUGGAAUUGGAGAAGUUCGAGAUAAAACAGAGAGAAGAUGUUUCGUUGCAUUCCCGGAGGUCUACCAGAUGACCAUAACACGCUAACAAACUUGUAUGUAGUCCCGAUGCGUCUGUCGGCCUUAGUUACUUGAAAACGAGUAAAGUAGUACGAGCCGUCAUGCAUUUGUUUUACGAAGACUCCGCCCAGCUGCUGUUUGUUUAAGUUCUCCCAGAGAUAUAUAGAUAGAUGUUGGUCAUUUCGUGACAUUACAAGAACUGCUCAUUGUUUAAAAAAAUAAAAUGGCUGAGAUUUUUAUUUAUGUAGAAGGGGUUCGAACCCCAUUACGAUAUGAACAUUGAAAAUAAUAAUAAGAAAACCUGUUAAUUAAAUUGCGACGUGACACAACCAUGAGGUGCUCUUUGGGCAUAUGCCCAUCACUGGCAUGGAUCUGACCCCAUCGCCGGAGGGUGAAUCGUGUACCACAUCAAAGCCUGAGCCCACAAGAUGUUUAUCCAUCGAGGCGAGAGCUUCGGAAGCACCGGAAGUAGUUCCGGAAGCACAGGGCGGAAGACUAGGGUCCCGGAUAUUAUCAUCCGUGAGGGAGACCCUCCCCACUAUUCUCCGCUACCCUGUAUCCAGGUCACGCAGAUAAAAACGUCAGUUGUGCAAAAGGUCGUUGAUCAAGAUGACCUUGACGAUGGCGAGUACGACUAUCUCGGCACCUCGUCCUCGAACAGGGCCAACAGACGCCCUUCGGGGGAGAUGCAGCGCCCUCGCUCUCCAUCAUCCCCCGCCGCCCUCAAAGCCCCCGGGCGGAACUCCAGGCGGGUGAGCCUCAUCCCUGGGGAAGCCCUGGAACAAGCUCAUGCGUCCCUCGCCCUCUCGGCCCUCGCACAGGGCCGCGAUCCGCCCAGUUCCGCCCUCUUCAGCCACCACAAGGCGACUUCGGAGAUCUCCGAGGGGCCGAGGGAGAAGCCUCGCGUGGAGAAGUCGAAAACGACUGACGACGGCGCCGGGGCUGGCGACGGCGUGGAUGGGGGCACCACGGCCAACUCCUCGCCCUUGAGCGAGAAGGACAAGGCACCUGGCCUAGACAAUUCGAGUAAGCUCAGUAGAUCAAGGAGUGAGCAAGAGUGGACCAAUCUUAGAGUCGCCAUGGCUUGGUAUUCGCGCCUGCGCCGCAUCAGGAGGAUGAAGUCAAAUCAGAGAUGGCUAAAGCUGCGAACUACGGUCCAAUUGUCAGGUGCGCUCUCGUCUUCUAUGAACCGUGCCAAGCCGCCUCUGAAGAGAGAGGAUUCAUUCAUUAAACGGUUCUCUACGAGGCAGAUCGCCGAGCUCCAGGACACUGUCGACCAAACAGAUGAGGAGGACAUCAGCAAGAACUCCACAGGUUCCCCGAAGAUCCGCAAGAAGAAGAAGAAGAGAACGCCGAGAACUGUCAUCAACCCCUAUGGCAACGUUUACUUCUACUGGCUGUGCGUCCUAACCAUCUGUGUCCUCUACAACCUCUGGACGACCAUCGUCCGCCAGGCGUUUCCAGAGUUGCAGAGGCGGCCUCAGCCUAUGUGGUACCUCCUGGACGGGAUGACGGACAUGGUCUUCGUCGUGGACAUCUUGGUGCAGUUCCGGACGGGCUACCUGGAACAGGGCCUCAUCGUCAGAGACUUCAAGAAGCUGGCGAGGCACUACACGCAUUCGCGCAGCUUUUUGUUGGACCUCGCCUCUCUUUUCCCCCUAGAUUUUUUACAGUUUAUUAUCGGUUCCAACCCUAUCAUAAGGUUUCCGAGAUUUAUAAAAGUGUACAGAGUUUACAACUAUUACUACAUGGUGGAAUCCAGGACACUCUACCCCAACAUGUGGCGUGUGGUGAACCUGGUCCACAUACUCCUCCUCCUUGCUCACUGGUUCGGCUGCUUCUACUACAUGCUCUCCGAAGCGGAGCAGUUCCGCGGCGAUUGGACCUACCCUAGAUAUCAAAGUGAAGAUUUCAAAACGUUAUCGAGAAAGUACUUGGGAUCCGUGUAUUGGUCCACGCUCACUCUGACUACAAUUGGAGACCUUCCCACUCCGGAGACCAAUAGGCACGACAACCAGAGUUACGAGGACAUGCCACACCAUCCCGUGGGGGUCGACGGCCCCCCCACGCACCAACCACCUUUCGCCGCCCAUCCGGGCGACCAGGUAACAGAAUUCCCCGUCAGCCCGUGCCACCCACGAUGUCCUGAUCCGGGCGGCGGCGGCGGCGAUGGCUUUGUCAAGGGCGGCGGUGAUGGGGACCGGGAACCGACACCCUCCCCCUCACCCCCUCUUCCUCCUCCUCCUCUUAUUCCUCCUCCUUGGCCGAAACCCAUUUCUCUCGACUAUGAUGAAUCGUCACCACAUGACGGUGAACAGGGCGUGAGCCCGGCCCUACGAGAUCCGUUCCGACCCAGCCCGUCCAUCAGUACUAGUGGCCCGUCCAAGAGCGAACCGGGUGGUGGUGGCGGUGACGGCGAAGUGGGCAAGGCUCCGGCAAAAGAUUCUUCUGAAGCCGACGACGAGAAUUGGCCCAGAGCCUUACAUCGCCGCGGACUCAAGUCCCGUCUGCUAAGGAUUAAGACCAACGCUGGAUAUAUUUUUACAAUAGUUAGCUACCUCAUUGGCGUCUUCAUCUUUGCUACCAUUGUGGGUCAAGUUGGUAAUGUGAUUACAAACCGUAAUGCUAAUAGGUUGGAAUUCGAAAGAUUAUUGGAUGGAGCCAAAUUAUAUAUGCGUCACCACAAAGUUCCUAGAGCUAUGCAGAGGAGAGUGCAGAGAUGGUAUGACUACUCUUGGUCAAGAGGUCGUAUCCAGGGAGGCGGGGACAUAAACAUGGCCUUAGGCCUACUCCCUGACAAGCUGAAGACCGAGCUUGCCCUUCACGUCAACCUUGCUACGCUCAAGAAGGUUAGUAUAUUUAAGGAAUGCCAGCCAGAGUUCCUCCACGACCUGGUGCUCAAGAUGAAAGCCUACAUCUUCACACCCGGUGAUCUCAUCUGUAGGAAAGGCGAGGUGGCCAGGGAAAUGUUCAUUAUAGCCGAUGGUAUACUCGAGGUGAUAAGUGAGACGGGCAAAGUUCUAACCACCAUGAAAGCAGGAGACUUCUUCGGAGAAAUCGGUAUUCUCAACCUGGAUGGACUCAACAAUUUUCGAUCCGCGCCCUCUUCUUCUUCCGGCAGGCGAACGGCGGACGUGAGGUCAGUGGGCUACUCGGAGCUCUUCAGCCUCUCCAGGGAGGACGUCCUGACGGCAAUGAAGGAUUACCCGGAGGCCCAGUUAGCCUUCGACGAGAUCCUUCAGAGCCUGGGCCGGAAGCGCCUGAUGGAGGCGAGGCACCAGACUUCCAAGUCGGGUUCCUCGGGCUCCAGCAAGAGAGGGACCCCCUCUCCCAACAAGGACGGCGGUCCCGACGACAAGAACGCGAAGAGGAUCGUCAGCAGGAUACGAUCGGACGUUUCGGCCAUCAGGAACGCCUUCAGGAGGAGUAAGGGCACGACGAGGUACAUGGAAACUCUGGAACAAGACAAUUUUCCAGGGAGAAAAACGGACAACGAAACCAUGGAGCUGGAACCUCUCACAGGAGACCACAGAUCGAGUACGGAAGAUGAUGGCCCAGCUGUCAAACGCAUAUUAAAACACCCAAGCUUAAAGAAAACGGGAUCCAAGGUCAUCAAACGAGUCUCAUUCAGACAUGCCAGCUUAAAGAUCCCUGACCUUGAUGGUAGGAAGAGGGUCUCCUUCAGACAUGGAAGCCUCAAAAUCCCUGAAGCUGCACCAGAGGGUCUCAAGAGAGUCUCUUUCAGACACACAAGCAUCAAGAGACCUGAACCAGAAGGCAUCAAGAGAGUUUCUUUCAGACACACAAGCUUUAAGAGGCCCGAGCCAGAUGGCGUAAAGAGAAUCUCCUUCAGACACAAAAGCUUUAAGAGACCAGACUCCCACAACACGAAGAGGAUAUCCUUCAGGAAAAUCAGUGGUCGAAGUGGUAGCGACUCCUCAGGAGGUGGCGCUCGUGGGGUCUUGAAGAGAAUGGGCCACGUAACCAGCGAUGAAACAAACCAGGUGGUCAGCCCUGGCAGAACAUCGUCCAAUGAGGAGCAAGGAGUUCUGGGAGCAGGGUUACCUCUGCUGCAAAGGUUGAAACUCCUCAAGGAGAAGGAAGAUAAGGAAGAAAGAGAAAGGCAGAGAAUCAAAGAGGAGGAGGCAAAGCAACAAGAGCCUGCUCCUCCUGUUGAAGAAGAACCGGAAGUUAUCGGUGCUGGUUUGCCCCUCUUUGCUCGGCUAAGACUCUUGAAAGCAAAGGAAGAGAAGGAGAGGAUGGAGAGAGAAGAAAAAGAGCAAGGAGAAAAAGAAAAGGGUAAGGAAGAAGAUAAAGGUAAAGCCGAAGAACCACCUAAAAAGUUAGUGUCACCUGUCAAAGAUCAGCCGGCAAAACCUCCAGAAGCACAAGAAGCGAAAGAAGUGCCUGCACAGCCAGUGGAGGUUAAACCAAAGAUUGGAGGUGGACUGAUGAAGAACAAACUUCGAGCAGCUAUUCUUUCGAAAUCUGCACCACCUCCACCACAGGCUGUGCCAGCAGCAGCAGCAACUGCAGUAGAGACUGCUUCAAAAGCAGAACCUACAACUUCUGCAGCAAGCUCCUCGUCAGCCACAUUGACAACAACAUCACUAACGACAGAAGCUCCUACAGCAGGUGGGUUAGCAGGUAUACUAGCGAAAAAAGCAAAAGCAGAUGCAGAGGCUAAAUCCCAAGUGAAGAGUCCCAUUAACGAUUUAAACAAAGGUUUAGAUACGAAACCUACCAGUGAAGGAGCUGUAGAUAAAGUAGGCAAUAAUAAUUCCUUAGCAGCAAAAGAUAUUCAUGCUAAUAGUAACAGUGUGCAAGGAGGAGACGCAUUAGAAAAAGCUUUUGGUAAACUGCUCUCAAAGAAACUCAAUACAGCACCAAAAGAAAAACCCAUUUCACCUGUGAUAGAGAAGCCUGCCACGGAGGUUCUCAAGUUACAAUUUACAACGACUAAAGACAAAAUAAAUCGAAGUGAUAGUUUUAAGAGAGCUAUGGAUGAGGGUUUAAUUAGAAGUACAGAUGAAAGUGAUUUGAAUAUCAAACCUUCGGAGGAAGUGAAAAAAGUUGUUGAACGCUCAAAAGAGAGUGAAAGUGAAGAGGGCAAACAAAGUUCCGAGGAUAAGAAAGGUGGGGAGAGUCAGAGUGAAAAUGAAGUGUCUCCUGUCAGUGAUUCAAAGCAAAUAGUAAGCAAACAGGAAAUUGAAGAGGGUAGGAGAAAAAGUAUAGAUAAAACGUCUAAACCUGAAAGUGAGGAAGGGCUUUUAAGACGAGGAUCAAGUGAGAAAAAAGAUAGUUCACCAGUAGAAGCCAGAAGACAGCCUUCAAUAAAUGUACCCACAAUUCAACACAAGAAAAUAGAUUCAUUGAAAAUUGCUAGUCAUCUCCCGUGUUUUACAUCAUCGAAAUCAAACAGCCAUUUUUCGUCGUCUCAAAAUCAGGUACCUAGUGAAGACGUGUCUCCGCCUUUAUCUUCCCCGGAAAGCACUGAGACCCCUGAGAGAAAGACUUUGAAAAGUAUUCUCAAGCGCAUGUCCAGAGAAGAUUCCAAAGGGAACCUUUUGCCCCCAGAUGGUGCUGACUUGAGAAAACUCAUGAAAGCGCCGACUGUGGAGGGUUUUGUUGCUAGGAGGUCAAAGUUCAGCAAAUCCGUAUCUUUCCAGCGAAAAACCCUUUCUUCUCCUCCUCCACCAGCUCUUUUGGACGAGCUUAAGAACUCAUCAUCUUCAUCCUCAUCACAGUCACAGGUCGAGUCCUCGUCUGUUCCAGUUAUCCCUACCAUUGUACAGCCACCAACUUCUCUCAAGGGAAAGCCCAACGAUAGUUGCAAUACUACUGAUGGUGUCAGUAAGUUGAUGGUGAAGCUGGGUAGCAUAGGAUUGGAUGGAACAGCAGACCCACAGACACAAGAUCUGGUCUUAGGGGUUAGAAAAAUUCUCAGAGAUAAAAUGGAUGAUGUGGAGGUUGCGUGGGUUGCAAGAGUAAAAGAACUACAGCAACAGUUGGCUGAUAGGGACGCAACCAUAAGACAUCUUACGCACACUAUAUCCAGACUGCAGGCGAGUGCGAUGAGCGAUGGCAUUUGCGGGGAGACCAGUCCUGAAAAUGGAGGUUCAGCUAGACCCCCAGCAAUUAUUAGGUCACCAUCAGAAGCUAGCAUCAGUGGUUCUGACGAUGAUGAACCACUCUUCAUGAGAUGCAAUUCAAUUGAGUCCAUCAUUCAUCAGUCACCAGAUGGUUCUCCUGAGAGGAUGCAUGCACCCCUUGCAGCACGGCGAUCUUGGCCUAGACAGAGUUCUCUUGACCAGCGUUCUAUUCAUCCCAACCGUUUUGCAAGGUCGCUGGAAACUACUCACGACCCUAAUCACAUAAUAUUAGAUAUUGGUUCUUCCACCGAUGAGGACCUCUGCUCAUUCUCAUCAGAUGAAGAUCACAUACUGUUUGGAGAAUUAUCACAAAACUAUGACAAUGAAUUUGAUGAGGAAAUGGGUGAUGAUGACCAAAUUUCUGAGGAUAUUUUUCUUGUUAGUGGUGUUGAUGGUGAGGAUAAUGGUGAUGAUGAUGAUGGUGAUGACGAUGAUGAAAAUGAAGAUGAGAUAGAUGAUGAUGAUGCUGAACCAGGUGAGAGUGGUGAAACAGAGUUGAAUUCACAAGACUGGGAAGUGCAAUUAUUAGCACGACAACUUGCUGAGGAGCAGCGAGGUGUUGCAAGACAAGUAGACAGAGACAUUGCUGAGGGCCGCUUAGAGUCUGCACUAGCUGAACUUCAUGAAGCUUUGGCAACAGACAAAUUAGGGAACCUUACUGAGGGUGAUUUAGUAAGAUUAGAAAAAGCUGUUAGAACAGAGAGAGAAAAGCUUAGACGAUAUGCACGACUAUAUAGUCUGGAUGAGAGACCAGUUUUAGAAGAUCAAUUCACAUCUUUAUAUCGCAGUAGAUCACAGCUUUUACUGAAUCGUAGUUCAGAACUUUGCCGAGCAGGGCCUACCCAGCGCCGUUUGUCUUCAUUGUUAGUCCAGCUCACAAAAAUGACACCAGCAGAACAGUUCCUACUUGAUCGACUUGUUUACACCAAUGCACGCAAACGUAAGCUUUCACGCCAGAGAUCAUUAUGUGAAGACCGUCUGAGAAGUCAAAGGUCCAAUCAGUUACUAGCAACUCGUCGGUCAAUGAGUAUGUGCUCUCCACCUCCUGGCAGUACUCCUCCAACUCCUCUGAGAGACACUGCCUCAGAAACUGCUGAACUACCAAGAGACCCAAGUAGUGAAGGAGAAAGUGCUCCACCUACAGUAUCAGUGAUGCUAUCAUCUUUGCAAAGAUCAGUUGCAGCUAUAUCUGGGAGAGGGCGUACUGCAGGUAACAACCAAGGCUCACAGAAAGAGGGAGCACCUCUUUUACAGUCUCCCAGGUAACAUCAAUAUAUUGAUACAUCUGGUACUGCUGAUCAGUUUAAUAACUGACAAGAGAGCAAUAGGGGCAUAUGGCCACAUCUGUGUUUUGAUGCUAAAAAAACUUUUUAAAACAUUUUUUGUAGUAACUCUAGUUAUUUUACUUGAAAGUUGCAAAGCAUAUUGUUAAUAUUGUAUGCCAGCUUAUUCAGUCUUUGCACUGAAUUUUUUUUAACAGCCUGUUAACAAAAACAAGCAAACCUUUUGAUGCAGAAUUCAUACUCGCCAAUGCUAGCAGUCAGGAGAAUGGUGCUGCUGCUGAUAUACUACUGAUACUGCUGCUUGCAUGCAGGUGUGUGCUAAGAUAGAUCUUUUGCUUGAUAACCCAAGAAUUAUAUUUAUGUACGGUUCAUUUGCCUGUCGACAGUAUUCAAUAAGUGGAAAUGCCCACAUUGCACAUAAUAUAUAUAUAAAUAUAUGUCGAUAUAUAUAUAUAUAUAUCUCCUGACCUAACCUAAGAAAGUAACUUACAUCAGAACAUGGCCAAUAACUGCAUAUAAAUAUGCAUUAAUUUAACACUCAAGUAUGGUAGUCACUUAGCCUGCAACUGGGCCAGCUGAUUAGCUUUCUUAUUUUCGCACCUUGAAGCUUGUGUUAUAAUAAAUAUUCUCAAAAGUUUCUAGGCCCCACUCACAUGCUGAACUAUAAUGCAACUCAAUACAGUGAUCCUCGACAAGAAAGGCUCGUGUAACAAGAUUUGUUUCGACAAUUCAUUCCUCUUAUCAUCUGUAAAAAGACAUCAUGUAAGACCCACAAUACAUUCUCAUUAUACCAUUUUUGACAGUGUUCAGAGUAUAUGUUAUCAAAGUUUGUUAAAAGUUUUCGGGGAUAAUGGUCACUUCUUUUCAUUAUUAAAGACCAUUACAGAUAUAUCUAAUUUAUAGGUAACCAUAAUUAUUGUAAGAAAGGGCUGAGAUAUAGAUUAUUUUUCUUAUAAAAAAUGUAUGUUGUUAUGUUAUAAAUGUAAACUAAUCACCACUUACUACAACUGUAUGCUCUUUGAGGGAAAAUUAGGAACCAUUGCAAAGAUUUUUAUGGUUUUGAGCAUACACAAAUUUUAUCAAACGGGUGCUACGCAGGAAAUUUCUCCAAUGUACUGUAUAUCAAAAGGGGCAAAAGUGUAAAUAUUAAAGCUGGCACAUUUGUAUAAAGUUUGGUGCUGAUUUGACUUUACAGUAGUGUUUUUGAAAGCUACAGGACAUUACUCAGAAGACUCCCUUGUUCCACAGUCUCAGGGGAACAUUUGUUUUUUCUUAAAUAUUCUAUGUAUCAUCAAUAUUCAUGAACAAAAUUUUUAGGAAAAAUUACCCUGUAUGUAAUGUGAAAAUGCACUAGAAAUGGCAAGUUGAUGAAGUCAAAUACUCAUCUUUGUAUGUAUUUACAAAACUUCUGGCCCAGUUUUUUUACUUUAUAAAACAAAUAACUGUAUAAAGCCCUUGGUACAUUUUCAUCAUGCAGUACUGUAGUAUUGACAAAUUCCCAUCUUGUUUUGCCUGUCUGUUAUUUUCUAAGCGCCACAUUUUGUAUAACCUCUGCAGAGGCUUGCUUAUUUACAUUUCCCAACUAAUUCUUACAAUCACAGCAUGCCCAUUUUAAAUAUAGAGGAAAAGUCUCCUUUAGAAUGAUAAAUUUCAUACAUUAGGUAGACAACAAGGCUAAAUUUCUGCAAUCCCCCUCAUUCCCCAAGACUGAUACUGUAAUAAUUUGUGACUACGGAAUGUGCCUUGAAGUUACAUAUUUCACAAGCUGAAGCUAUUCAUAGUGAAGCAAUGAAAAAAAAAGUGUGUGUGCAUUCAGACAAUAAUGGAGCAUUGUAUUGAUGAAUCUUAAUUUUAUUUCAACACUAUUUAAAAAUACCAAUCAUUAGGCAAACUGUAGUAUGAUUUUUUAUUUAAAAUUUAUAGCAUUAUUUUUUAGGGAAUUAAAUGCAAGUAAAAUAUUUUUCUUGCGAUGUAAAUAACUAUUAUACAUAAUGCUUUAUUACCACAAGCUCACCAAAGUAGCUAAUAGUUGUGAGGUACCUUCUAGAAGAAUACUUAUUUGGUUAAAGUCUUUAUUCUCUGUUGAUGGUUCAUUCUUGGCUAAAGCUGCACUACCAUAGGCAAUACUGUAUAGCAUUAGUAAACAAGACUUUGGAUUUAUGAAACAAUAAGUACCUAAAUUUUUGUUAGUUUUGAAAUUGUUUGCCAAGUAUUUUCAUUAUGUAAGGCAGUUUUAUUGUACUACAUCUUUUCAAUAGCUUCCUGAUAUCUGAAUAGCACCAAGAUAAAUGCACUUAGGUACUUUGAGAUUUAGUAAAUGAGUGAGGAAAAGGUUAAUGCUUUAUAAACUGUUAGUUUGUUUAUUAAUAUGAAUUUAGAACUCCACUGAAUGUACUACUGGAGAUGGAGAGAUAAAAAUGAUGAGUGUUUCAGGUAUAAUAUUUAGGCACACUUGUCUCAAGAGAUAUUAAAAAUACAAAUUUCAGAGGAUGAAAAAGGCAGAUUAGGCAGUCAUAAUGCUCAAAUCAUUGUGGAGUAAUACUGUAGAAAGUAAGUUAUAAGCCUGACUAAAUCAAUAUUGAUAUAUAGUACCCAACAGGAAGAAUAAUAGGACUUAAAUGAAACCCACUGCUUACUAUGAAAGACUAUCUAGAUGACAGAAGAUGGGGCAUGUUUUCAGGAGAGAAGAGACACUAGUGGUGUAUGAAACAGGGUAGACUGCUGAAGUAGUUAUGGGAGGGGAAAACAAAGGUUGACAUGUUGCAGGAAAACUGAGGGAUUUAUGAGAGGAAUAUAGGCAGUCCCCAGUUUACGACGGGAGUUCCGUUCUUGAGACGCAUUGUAAGCCGAAAAUAGUCGUAAGCCCGAAAAUCAUAAAAAAUCCUAAGAAAACCUUACUUUUAAUGCUUUGGGUGCAUUAAAAACUAUGUAAUCUGCAUUCUUAUAGUAUUUCUCAUAAAAAAAAACUUCAAAUAUUGAUUAUUUUGCAUUUUUGGAGACAUUUAUUCUGCCAGAUUGGCAUUGUAAGCUCUGUAAUUCUGGAACAUGCGUCGUAAACCUGGAAAUAAUUUCUGAUAAAUAUAAUUGAAAAGCUUUGUAACCUCGGAACGUCGUAAGCCAAACCCGUUGUAAGCCGGGGACUGCCUGUAUUGGGAUGACCAUAGAGAACAGGCAUUUAUGAGCUGGAUUCAUUGCAGCACGGCUAGAAUUAUUUGUAACAGUUGUUAUUUAAUUACCAUAACCAAUAUCAUUGCCAUGGUAAUAAUAAAAAGGAAUGACAGAAAAUUAAGAAAUAUUGUGUGUACAUACAUACCUUGAUGUGCAUUAACUGCAACUAAAUAAUAAUUCAUUCUUGGCACAAAACAAGCUAUCAGUUGUGCAACCUUGGUACUGUGGAACCUCUUGUCCUUCUCAGAAGUAAAAGAUGAAAAUAUGUUAUUUUAAUAAGCUAGAACAGUUACACUGAACCAUUUAUAUAUCCUUCCCUUUACUCUUAAACUCUACUGCUGAAGGAAACUUUUCUAAGGAAUGAAGGAAACUUUUCUAAGGAAGGCUUACAUGGUAGAACUGAGGGGUAUUGUUAAUAUUGUAAGUCUCAAGGAUAAACCAGCUAUAAUGAGGUGAAAAAAAAGUAAGAUGGUCUUUUAAACCUCAAUACAACUUAUUUAGUUGGUUAGAACAUCAAAACCGUGAUUUUGUAAAAGAUGUAUGUAUCUGAAUAAUCAAAAUGCUGGUUUUAUAUUUAGUACUAAUCUAUCUGGAAGGUUAAUCUGUAGUGUAUUUAAGACUCCAUCUAAUUCUGUAACAAAUAUAUGCUAUUUUUCCAAAGUGUUUGAAGUUUAUAGCGGUCUAAAUGUGCAAUACAUAAUACUGUUUCACAAUGACUAUAAGCCACAUACAACUUCUAGGGCCAUAGUUAUUUUGAAUAUGAUUUAUUCCAUAGCUGAAUUUGAUACAUUCUAUUAAGGAAAAUGCUGUACUAACUGUAAGAGCAAAGUCUGUGCAAGUUGUCCUGUAGUAAAAUAAUUUAACUUGGAAAUUUUGAAAUAUUUCCAAGUACUACAUUUUUAUUCUGAAGUCUGCUUUUUUUUUUUAAAUUGAGGUUUUCAUUGAAAAGGCAUUGGAAAAGAAUAACUUAUGAUGUACAAUAUAAAUUUUACACUUGGCACAAGAAAAAAAAAGCUAAAUAAUUCCCUUGAUUCUAGGUUUUACUUUUUUACACUUUACAAGAAAAAUGGUCUUGAUUCUAGGUUUUAAUUUUUAUCAUGAAAUUAUACAUCACCAGUUGUAAAAUUCCAUCCUAAGAAUAGCACCAAUAAAAACUGUCUUCUGUAUCUGUGUGAAGUAGUAAUGCAUAUGAAUUCUCUCUGAAUGUUAUUCAUAAAUGAGGAAUGGCCUUGUUAAAAUAUUGGGUUAGGUAAUAUACUCAUUUCCAUCUACACAAAAUAUAAGUAACUAUACUUUUGUACUUCCCAUACAUUAUUUCCCACUAUAAAUAUCUAUUAGUUCAAGUUUAAUAGAACAUUAGACAAUUCAGCAGAAAUUUAAUUGAUUUUACUGCAAUUUACUCUAUUUCUCUUCUAAUAUUAGAAUGUUGAUUAAAUAGAUGUCUUGCUUUUAUAAUCCAAAAUGGAAAAUUCACAUACCCACAUGUGAACUUUACCCAGUGGGAAUUUUAGUUGCUACCAAAAUACAUUUGAGUAUUGAUUAAUUAAAAACUAACAAAACAAUAAAGAACCUACUUUUGAUGAUUUGUGGAUCAAAUGCAUCUACUUUUAUACAGUUAUUGCUAAAAUUUUAUGUAAAUUGUGUGUUAUAUAUAUAAAAUAAAUCUAAUACAAUACCAUCUACAUUUAUAUGAGGGGACUUGGGUAAUGAUUUAAAAAUAUCAGUGUUACAAAAAAAAAAAUAGUCUUUGUUAACAGGUGAAGCAUUAUGAAGUUUUCCAUUGCAUGGAUGUUUGGCUUCAUACUAUGCAUUGUUUUCUAGUCAAGUUUUCCAUGAAGCAGACUUAGUGUUGUAUGUGCUACAUUCUACAGUUAUCAGCUUGGAGGAUAUAUUUACCGAGUUAAUAUAAAAAGUUUUAUAUCGCAAUUAGAAAACUUGACUAGUUUUGUACACUUAUGGAAUUGUGGGCUUUACUUAAUUGUAUGAAAUUUUCUUUAUGUAAUUACCUAAUAACAAGCCUAAACACUACAAUGUGUAGAGAUAUUUUCACAUAUGAAUUGGUAGAUCACUUAUAAAUUCCCUUAAGCAUUAAAUUGCCAGACAGCUUUUUACAUUCCCUUUGGCAUAACUUUAAUAACCAUAACCUUAACCUUUGAAAUGUUUUAUUACCAACUUUUCAGUCAUAAUUUUCAUGCUAUUUCCAUAUCAAAAUCAAAUUAGAUAUUCAAGCCUAAUAUUGUAAACAUACCAAAAGCAACUCUUUGCAAUAUUUAUAAUUAUUAUUUUUAAAAAAUUUAGCUGUAAUAUGAUUUUCAAUGUAUGUAUAUAAAGUAUAUUUCCCCUUUGACCUUUGAAUAUCAAGGUCUCAAGAUUCACCCUUAUGACUGACUACAAGCAAAACUUAAGUUCAAGAUCUGAGUAAGAAGGUGGUGAUGUAUGGCUAAAGGAAAAAAAAAUCCCUCACUUUUAUUAUGCUACAAUUAAAGAUGUCUUGACUGUGAAUAUAUACUAUUAUAAAAUGCAUUUAUUAAAUGUUAAUUGUUGUUAGGCAAUCUAUAACCCCCUUUAUUAUAAACACUGUAUUUCAAUGAUACCUAAUUGUUUUACUCGAUUAGCCAUGUAAUCAUGUUGUUUGUCAGUGCAAUAUUUUCAGGUUUUUUAUUUUUUUUUCAUUGUAAAAAUUACUUCAAAUCAAAAUCUCUCAAUCUAAAGAGUAAUAGAUAAACAUAGCUUCUGGUUAGAAAUAUUUGAAUAUUUCUUUGUAUAAACACUGAUUUGAGCUAUUAAGAUGAAAGAUAAUAAUAGUUCACAUAAACUUAUGUAUAUGAUAAUUUCAGUUUCAUGAGUUCUUACACUCAUUUCCUCAUCUACACAAAAGAAAAAGGUAUUAUCGUGCCUUACUUGAUUUAUAGGUAUAUUCACCACCAACAUCUUACUGUCACUCUCAUAUUAAUCACUUAUCACUAAUCGUGGCAACAGAUGAUUACUGAAUUCUGAUUAUAAAGGAGUUCCUUCACUCAUAACCUGGAGAGGGACAGUGUUGUUAACCUUCUACCUUAAACAUCUCAGCUUGUCACAUUUCAUUCACCUUGUUCCGAGCCUUUCAGAAAUGCGAAGUAUUUUACCUUCCUAACUUUAAUAGUAAUAAUAAUAAAUAACAAUAAUAAUAAUAAUGUCUGUUUUGGAUCAUUCUUGUUUGUUGUUUGUUGGGACAUUUUAAAAGAUUGAGAAGCAAAUGAGGUUUUGUAUGAUGCCCCUUAAUUAACCAUUAACGGGUAAAGUUUGAUAAUGUACAAAAAAUAUAUAAAUAUAUAUAUAUCUAUACAUAAAUAUGACAAACUGA